Messenger RNA from Trichoplusia ni (cabbage looper), 8874 nucleotides. It is a transcript of the gene pyd, whose product is annotated as tight junction protein ZO-1-like. Gene Ontology annotation, biological process: protein localization to cell-cell junction; cell-cell junction organization; cell-cell adhesion. Lineage: Eukaryota; Metazoa; Arthropoda; Insecta; Lepidoptera; Noctuidae. The transcript is spliced from 26 exons. The coding region runs from base 1287 to 7814 and encodes 2175 amino acids. The record is from RefSeq and is a predicted model, not a curated record. Gene Ontology annotation, cellular component: bicellular tight junction; plasma membrane. Gene Ontology annotation, molecular function: cell adhesion molecule binding.
AAAAAAUAAUAAUGAUAAUGCUAUGAGAGAAAAUUGUCUCGCACGAAAGCUGUAUCAAUAAUUUGACUGGGGUCAGCUAAAACACCUCUUUCAUUCGUUACCUAACCUAGGUGAUAGACUACAAGUAACCAACUUGCGAAGCUUCAAUAGUCGAGAAAAGGUAACACACCUGCUAUGUCGUCGUCAUCAUUGUAUUUAUAAAAAUAGCACCUCAAAAAAAUGCCAAUUACACAAGAACACAAAGACCAGGUACGAAGAACCCCUAUUUUAUAAACAUUUGUUCGCACUGACAGCUCAGUAUAAAGUGGUUAUUUGUCUGUAUUGAGAGCCUAUGUUUGUGUGCGUGGGUCCCUGCGCAGGAGUGUCCUGUGUAGAGGUUAGCCCGAGCGGCCUUCACCAGAGAUGCAUUGGGACCGGUUAACUUCGAUUUAUCAUUGGUAUUGAAAGUUUUUGUGAUUGUGUCACGAAGCUUACUAAAACAAAGCCUUAAUAAACUUUAAUAUCAUAAUAAAACUAAACUGAACGUGUAUUUUUUAAAUGAAAGUUUGAAACAUAAAAGCAAAAGUAACACGUGUUUUAAAUUGUCAACAUGCGAACAUGGAAACGACAGAAACCGGUAGUAUUUGGGGUUAUGGCCAUACGAGUAUUAUAAACUAAAUAUGCGUAAUGUAAAAUGAUAAUUUGGCGAGCUUGUAACGCGUGUUGUGUUUCUCGAGUCAACUUCGAAGCUCCGAGGCUCUCGAGUCCGCUCCGUGCCUCCUUGUAGUGGGAGAGCAAAACCUGUAGAUACUGUUCGCCCACUUCGAGACGGAGUACCUGCGCAUGCUUCGUCCCUUUCACUCACGCCGCGGUGCACGCCAAAACGAGAAUGUCCGUUUCACCUCACCACUCUGGUAUGCAAAGAUUGAUAGCUUAUAUGACCAUUUGCUUUUGAGAGUCCCCCAGAAAUCACGCACGGUUAACUUUUCGCCGCCUGGCGUCCUUACGAUCGGCCAGACGUUGUGCUCAACCAAACUUGUAACAUACUCUUUAAUUUCCGAGAAAACUUUUGUAGUUCACAUCGUAAUGUUAUUACGGCGGUUUAUUGAUUCAAGUCGGUGGUGUAACUCGUUUGUUUGAACUAAGCCAGUGAAGCCUUACCCAGUAGGGUCAGGCGCCAGUGUGUUCUCUAUUACUGUGCCUAGAUGCGUUUUUCUCUAGUGACUAAUUCUGGUGUGAGUGGUAUUCGGGGGCUGGAAGUUUGAGCGUGGAGUGCAAUGUGUGGCUGAAACUUUGUGAUAAGGAUAAUGGAUCCAAUAGCAACAGACAACGGAUUAGUGGUGAAUAAUUUGAACCACGUCCGGAGUGAGUCUCAGACAGCCGAGCGCAGUGCAGGAUGGGAGACACACCGGGUGCGCCUCAACAGGGUGCCCGGCUACGGGUUCGGGAUAGCCGUGUCGGGGGGGAGGGAUAACCCCCAUUUCGCCAGCGGUGAUCCUUCCAUAGCUGUCUCGGAUGUAUUAAGAGGGGGACCGGCUGAAGAUAAGCUACAAGUAAACGACAGAAUAGUUUCUGUGAACGGCGUACCGUUGGAAAAUGUGGAGUACGCGCGCGCGGUGCAAGUGUUGCGCGACAGUGGCGCCACUGUGUCGCUGGUGGUCCGCCGGCGUGCGCCCGCGCCGCCGCCCACCGCGCCUACUACUAUUAAGCUGUCGCUUACUAGGAAUGGGAAGAAAGAAGAUUUUGGAUUAGUAUUAGGAUGCAAACUCUACGUCAAGGAACUCACAAUGCGUGCCAGAGAACAGCUGAACCAAGGAGGCCAGGGUCUCUGCGAAGGUGACAUGGUGACCAGGAUCAACAACACGCCGGUUACCGACGCUAUGACCCUGAAAGAAGCCAGGAAACUGAUCGAGUCCUGCAAGGACCGCCUGAACCUGGUCGUCACCAGAGAACUUAUAAGGGAAGAAACAGUCACUAACGGAAAUUAUCAGAAUAAUUAUAAUAGUCUAGAAGCAAGUCCACUAAACGUAUACGGUGCGGCAGAAGCCUCCCCGGGGUACUCAAGCAGCGGACAGAACUUGUACGUGGCGGCGCCAGUGCGCGGCGGAGAUGCACGACGAGGCCCGAUGUCGCACGAACAGCUCGACCAGCCGCCGCGACCGCCGCCGCCCAGGAACGAAGAUUACUACAGCAGUAGAAGACAACUUUAUGAAGAGGAAGCCAUGAAUAAUCAAAGAAAUAAGCCAUCAAGUGAGCCUCGUCUAAUAAGUUUCCAAAAGGAAGGCUCAGUGGGACUGCGGCUAUGUGGCGGCAACAGGUCCGGAGUGUUCGUGUCCGGGGUCCAGCCCACUAGCCCAGCUGCAUUGCAAGGGCUGCAACCUGCUGAUAAAAUACUUAAGUUCUGUGCGUUGGAGCAGGUGAACGACAUGGAGAUGAAGGGCGUGACGCGCGAGGAGGCGGUGUUGUUCCUGCUGAGCCUGCAGGACCGCAUCGACCUGAUCGUGCAGCAUGCUCCCGAUGAUUAUAAUGCGGUGGCUAGUGGACAGAUGCCCGGUGACUCAUUCCACAUAAAGACACAUUUCCACUACACGGAGCCGACAGACGGAGAGAUGUCCUUCCGAUGCGGCGACGUGUUCCACGUUGUGGACACGCUGCACAACGGUACUGUGGGGGCCUGGCAGGUCUAUAGGAUAGGUCGCAACAACCAAGAAGUCCAAAAGGGAACGAUUCCCAACAAAGCUCGCGCAGAAGAGCUGGCAACAGCGCAGUUUAACGCCACGAAGAAGGAGAUGUCUGGCAACGACGGGAAACACAACUUCUUUAGACGACGCCGCUCUACGCAUAGGCGUAGCAAGAGUUUGGGCAAGGAACAUUGGGACGAAGUGGUCCUAUCAGACAGUAUAAGCAAGUUCCCUGCUUACGAGCGCGUCGUACUGAAGCAGCCCGGCUUCGUGCGCCCCGUCAUAGUGCUCGGCGCAGUCGCUGAUAUAGCGAGGGAAAGACUGCUCACUGAAAGUCCUGAUAAGUUUUCAUCACCAAAAAUGGACAGUACUCUAGAAGAUACCAAAACGAAGUCGACCGGUAUAAUCCGUCUGUCGAGCAUCAGGACGGUCAUGGAAAGGGGAAAGCAUGCCUUACUGGACAUCACACCGAACGCCGUGGACAGGCUCAACUACGCCCAGUUCUACCCCAUCGUGAUAUUCCUGAAGGCAGACAACAAACAUAUCAUUAAACAACUCAGAGCUGGUCUGCCAAAGUCCGCCCACAAGUCAUCCAAAAAGCUCCUAGAACAAUGCCAGCAUAUGGAACGUGUUUGGGGACACGUGUUCACUCACACCAUCACAUUGAGCGAAGCCAACCAGAACACAUGGUUCAGCAAGCUCAUAGACCUCAUACAGAGGACGCAGCAACAACAGCUGUGGGUUUCCGAGACCAAGAGGCCUGAGCCGUUGUCCGACGACUUUUUGUUCUCAAUGUCUUCGAGUACUGAGAACAGACUGUCUUACGCUUCGAGUCCUGAAAGUGACUUGGAAGUGAGUCCCCCGCCGGCGCCAAGACUCGUGAAGUCGUCUUCGGAUCCUUCGAUCGCGACGACUCAGGAUAAUAUGGAUCGAGACGACGAUAUCAACCAUAUGGCCGACGCUGUGCCACCGCCUUAUACGCAAGGCGGCUACGGAGACAGCAAGUACGGCUUCUCAGCGACUACGAAUGGCGCUCCGACGAACGGCGUGAAUCACAACCAAUCCCACAACAUGGGCAAUAACGAGGCGCCCCCGUACCAAUGUAACCCCAUGACUCACUCGCCUCCGCACUCCCCGUUGUAUGGUACCGUACCAGAGCUGCCCCCGCGCGGCACCGUGAGCCGGCCCGCGGGCGGCGUGCUGCUGCCCGCGCCGCCGCCCGGCCGCCCGCCGCACAACCUCAGGCAUAAUACUAAUCAAAACCGUCCAAGUGCCCAAGAGCGCUUGUUCGGGCCGCCUAAAGAUAGCGGCAGUGAUGAGGCCGCGACAUACACUGCGCGCCCAACCAGCAUGAUCAUACAGCCCGCGCAGGGACAGGGCUCACUGGACAGGCAUCGACACCCUAACAACCCGCAAGGUUCAUACGACGGUACAGCGUAUGACUACAGCGGCGCGUCCAACAACGGCUCGGCGGUGGGUUCGUGCCGACUGCCGCCGAACGCGCCCGACGACCUCAAAGUGGCGCCACCGUCUAUCAGUAAAAUGGAGCCUCCACCGCCUCCAAACCCGACAGCCAUGUCCCAGAGCAACAUGACGCAGAGCCCGCAGAGGAACUCCAACUCGCACGAACACAACUCACUCGAUUACAGAAGUCCAGAUCAAAACUACAGUAGGCCCCCCGAGUACCGUAGCCCCCAGUCGAGCCGGCCGCCCCCCAUGAACGGCAACAGCCCCCACACACCGAUGCACGCCCGGGGACCAUCGCUGCCGAAUGUGCCUACCAAUGACCAUGCCAAAUAUAGUGGGCGUACAAACUCGGCGUCUCAAGCGGACUACACCGGUCGCGGCGGCGCGGCCGUCCCGCCCUACAAGCCCGUGCCGCCGCCCAAGCCCAAGCACUACCGCCCGCCCGACAACCAUCAUCCCAGAAACGGGAGCCUGGACCCCCCCGGUCCGCCAGCCCCGGGCGCCCCCGGCCCCCCCGGGCCCCCGGGCGCGGGGCGCGGCUUCCCCCCGGCGCCGCACUACUCGCACCAGCACUCACACUCGCAGCCCGCACACCGCCCCCACAACCACAACAACUACCAACAGCAGCAGAACAUGUACGGCGGUCAGAUGCCGCCGCAGUCUCCGCCGUACUCCGGACCACCGUCGCAUCACCGAGCCAUCAACCUUCCACACAAUCCACAUCUCAUAGAUUUAGCAGGUAGUAGAGAACAGCGCGGCUCUGCGUUCGAGCUUUACAGGAAACCUCAACACAUGCAUAACUUAAGUUCAUCAGAUGCCAUGAACUCAAGUGUGGAGCGCGACGAGACGUUCUCACCAAAAACUAAAAAGAAAUUAUCUAAAAAACCAUCGUUCAUUAAAAACGCCGUCCUUGAUCUAUUCCGUUCGAAAACGAAAAAUUCACAAAAAGUGUCUCGGCAGAAGUCACUCUGCGAAAGUGACUUGCAGCAGAGACAUAACGCGCCCCAAAUGCCGAUGUUGAGACGUGAGAAGUCUGACCUCGGUGACAUGAGCAUACACAUGAGGAACACGCAAAUCAGGAACCAAAUGUUGCAAAGGAGCAACUCAUCCUCUUGCGAGAAACCGGUUCUAAAGCCGAUACUUAAACGACAAAGCUCAUUUUGCGAUGAACGAAACGGGUCCAUCUGUACCGUCAGAGACUAUGACGCUAAACCAGUCAUGAAGAGCUUACGAAGGCAGAAUUCCAUGUGUGACAUAGAAACAGAACCGAAAGUUACCCCGCUGUUGCGUAGACAGAAUUCUCUCAUAGAGUACAACAGGAGAGGCAUCUACGGACAGACAUCCAGCUUUAAUAUGAUUACCAAAAUAGACCCCAUCUACCAAAGACAGCAACAAGUUAAACAUGAACCAUUUCACCCAACGCAGCCGUUACCUCCAGAACCAUUGUACCAAAGCAAAGAUCAUAUUGUUUAUGACCCUAUCCCUAAACCUCGCAGGACUUACACGUCUAUUUAUGAUACUUCUACCGAAAAUCCUUACGCUAGUAGAUCAGAAAUGUCAAACCAGAGUUUUGAGAACCCUUACGGGAAUCGACAAACUUUGGAAAUGCCGCUAAUGGACCCACCAUAUGCUACGAGAGCUGAAUGCAUUCGAGAGAGCCCCUAUGCGACAAGGAAUGAACGAAUUAGGGAAAGUCCUUACGCUACUAGAGAGGAAUGCAUAAGAGAAAGCCCUUAUGCCACUAGAGAAGAAUGUCUUAGAGAAAAUCCGUACGCAACUAGAAACGAAUGUGGGUAUGCGUCGAGGAACGAAUGCAUGAGAGAAAGCCCUUACGCUACAAGAAGCGAGUUAAUUGCUGAAAGCCCAUACACCAAUAAACAGGAGAUGAUGGCAAAACAAAACGAUUCACUUUACAGUGAGUCACCGUAUUCUAGCAAAGAGCAAAUGCUGCGAACGAGACUAACGCCUGAUACUUCUUAUGCAACUAAAGAGGAAAUGUUGCGACAAAGAUUUUCUGAAUCUCCAUACAGCACGAAAGAAGAUAUGCUAAAACAAAGAAUGGAUUUGUCCGCUAAAGAGCCAUUGUACGGAAAAAGGACUUACGAUCCGCCUCCCGGUACAUCAUGGAACGAGAACAAUUAUGGUGUUAGGUCUGACAGGCGAUUACAGACCCCUGUGAACUAUCCCGGAAGGAUAUCACCCAUGAGUAAAUGUAUGAGCGAGCCACCAUAUGCCACCAGAACAGAAAUGAUGGCCAGGCUUGGGCAAACUGAGUCUCCUUAUGCCACUCGUGCUGAAGUAAAAUCUAGUUGCUCGGAUACACAGUCACAAUACAGCACUCGACACGAAAUGAUGGAUAUGAGAAACGAUGUCAGACCGGCUUCCGCAGAGUGCACUUACGUAUCCAAACAAGAAAUCUUGUCUCAGAAAGCAGCUAUGCUAGCUAAAAAAGAAUCAACUUACGGUAUACGUUUAGAGGAGAAGCUAGAGAUAAUAAAACAAAGAAAUCAAGCAAAGAAAGAGAUGAUAUAUCAGACUAGAAAGGAGGCUAAUGAAAGUGAUGCGGCUAAGAUAAGGGAACCGCUGUAUGUGUCGAAGAGAGAUUUGAAGGAGAGUGUUAUAUACGAGUCUCAUCAGGAGGCCAAAGAAGUGGUACAGCCUGAGGAGCAGGAGAGUAGUGGCAGCUCAAGGAGCAGCCCGUACGAGCUUGGUGACGCUAAUCACUUGUCUCGUAGAGAACCUGUAUAUCAGACAAAGGCUGAAGCAGAAAACGGUAAAGAGAUUGAGACAUUCCAAGAAAUCGACUUCUCUAAACUGAGGCUUACGGAAUCAAAAACGGACGCAGAGAAACAAAAAUCCAAGAAUUUGGAAACUAGCAUUCUGAAAGGCGAACCAAUGUAUGCUCCCAGGCUACAUGGAAAAGCUGACCACAUAUCUAACGCUUUGAAAGUAACCACUGCUCCAGUUCCGUACGAAUCAACUACAUCCAUGGAAACCCAGUAUGCGUCUGAAUGUAGCAUGAACUUCGAAAAUAAGCCACAGAGCACACCGUAUACUUCCCAAGAUUUACUUGAGAAAGCGAACAAACCAAGCAGGAGCGUGACUUUUUGUGAACAAAUAUUAGAAAAGAGUCAAGAGAACAGCGAGGAGAAUUCUCAAAAUAUGUCAAAUCAGAACGAGACCACUGUGAUUCAGCAGAAUACUACGGUAAUACCAUCAACUUCUGAUGGUAACGAAACAAACGGUGCUAACAAACCUGAUGAAGUAGAACCUGAUGGUCCACACACGACUUGGGGAAUAUUCGACAGCGAAGGAGGGGUGCUAGAGGAUAGACAAUGGGGCGUUUCAUUAAUAAUACCACCAAAAGCAAUAGCUCCAGGAAUCAAGCAAAAAAUCUACUUUACGGUGUCCGAUCCGCGACUGAGCCAGCGAGUGGGGGGACCUCCCAUCGAUAUGGACAACGGUGAAGCGAUGCUGUCCCCACUAGUGAUGUGCGGUCCCCAAGGCCUCGUGUUCCUGAGGCCUGUGACCCUCCGGCUGCCUCACUGCGCGAACGCCGUGCCCUCACUGGGCCUCACGAUCAAGGCCACGGACACUGAAGCACAUCUCAGCACGGACUGGGACCAAAUACACCUCCCUGCGACAACCACUCUAAACACUGUAGCUGUUAAAGUUGAUCACUUUUAGUAUUUGAUUGUAAACCAUAUUGUCAUGACGUUAAGUUUGAAUUUAAUUUGGUUUCGCAUUUAUCAAGCAUUUACGUGUCGAUGCUUAUUUAAAAAAUGAAAAAAAAUUAGUGCUAAAAGUGAACAUUUUUAUAUCCAGUGGUUGGUAAAAAAAAAUAGUAUUAAAAUGUAAACUUUUAUUUCGUUUGGCAUUCCCACCUAUGUAUCGUAUCAGCCUUGUUUUGGUGAAGUAGUGGUGCUAAUUAAUACGUAAUAUUAUCUCUUUACCUUCAGUGGGUCCUGACGUCAAUGUAAGGUGCACUAGGAAUAAAUUAUGACCCUGAAGCCUUUCAAAGUAAAAGUGGAAGCGAGAUAGCACUAUACGACAUAGAGCGCCAUCUAUCUUCCACAAAUGUUACUUUAUGAGGCGAUGGUCUAACGUCAUAUUCAGUAACUAUAAUAUUAUAUCUAGUUCAACAUAUAGAUAACGUAGCGUAGAAUAUAAUUUACAUUUAGUAAAUGCAUAUUUUUAUAUCCUUAGAUCCAUUGGCGUUCGGUCUCACGAGAAUAGAAUUUACUGAAUCUCAUAUUGUAGAGGUUUGAUUCGAGUGAUAUUGUGUGAGAGGAUUGUACAGAAUGAAGUGCUUUAGAAAAGCUAUCGAGCAAGUGACGAUUGUCUGAUAUUACUUUAUUUGAUUAAGAGGCCUUACCAUACCGUAAGUCUUUAGUUUAAAUGUUCAUAUAAUGUAAUAUUAUUAUUUAAUCAAUUAAUAUUUAGCAAUAAACAUUGUAUCGGAUUGUUAGAAAUUAAAUUUGAUUUUUAUUAUUAUUCGGCUUCCGUAGGAUUCGCAAUGUUUUUUUUUAUAUUGCAUUACUUGAGUCCGCCUUUUGUCGCCUCGUUUUAAGUUUAGACCUUGAGGCAGCUUGAAUUGCUAAAGAAUUUUGAACCUUAUUCUCUUGCAAUAAGGGCCAAUGAUUGUAUUGGUGUAUACUUUCUUAACACACUGUAUAUUUCUUGUUACUAGUGAUAACGACGAGUUUACCUUUGACUUGAUAAUUAAAUUUUAUAUGUAAUGAAAAUA